Chenopodium quinoa (quinoa) is the source of this 2201-nucleotide messenger RNA. RefSeq names its product long chain base biosynthesis protein 2a-like. The transcript has 12 exons. Gene Ontology annotation, biological process: ceramide biosynthetic process; sphingosine biosynthetic process. Gene Ontology annotation, molecular function: serine C-palmitoyltransferase activity; pyridoxal phosphate binding. NCBI's taxonomy places the organism in Eukaryota, Viridiplantae, Streptophyta, Magnoliopsida, Caryophyllales, Amaranthaceae. Gene Ontology annotation, cellular component: serine palmitoyltransferase complex. The record is from RefSeq and is a predicted model, not a curated record. Bases 440 to 1909 code for a protein of 489 amino acids.
CUAAAAAAAAUGUUUAUGUAAAUUUACAAUCUAAUUCAAACCCGAGAUACUCAACCCGAACCCGACCAAUUAAACACUCCACGUAAGCUAAUUCCAACCUAUACCACCUUGUCAAUUGCUAAAAAGAAAAGAAAAAAAGUCAGCCAAAAAUUCUUGAAAAUUCAACGCUAAAAAUCCUGUAAUAUCAACAAACCCAGAGGAUUGGCUUUCUUCUUCCUCCUUUGGGGUCAGCCAAUUUGAACUUGACCAUCAUUCUCUGCCACCCAACACCUUCCUCCCGCCCUCCACUUUCUCUCUCCUCUUCGAUGCCAUUGUUAAACCCUUCAAUUUUCCAGAUCUCUUUUUUCUUCCAUUUCACCUUUUAAUUUCUCCUGAGAUCUGGUGAAUUAUUGAUCAAUUUGAUACAAUUUUCAAAAAAAAAUUAAAAAAAUUAUAGAAAAUGAUUACGAUUCCAUAUUUGACUGCAUUAACAACCUACUUUAGUUAUGGGUUGUUAUUUGUUUUUGGUCAAUUACGUGAUUUAUUCCGUAAAAUCGUCGAUCGGUGGACUACCAGCACUGUUGAGGGUUACGCGCCGAUUUGUUUAGGAUAUGAAGAUUUCUAUAUUCGUCGUCUUUACCUUCGAAUUCAGGACUGCUUUGGACGACCGAUUUCAAGUGCCCCAGAUGCUUGGUUUGAUGUUGUGGAACGUUAUUCCAAUGAUCAUAACAAGACUUUAAAACGAACUGACAAAGUUAAGCGUUGUCUUAACUUGGGCUCUUAUAAUUAUCUUGGAUUUGCAGCAGCCGAUGAGUAUUGCACACCUCGUGUAAUUGAAUCACUAAAGCAGUUUUCUGCCAGCACCUGUAGCCCGUCUGUAGAUGGAGGCACUACUACACUGCACAGUGAACUAGAGGAGUGUGUUGCCAAAUUUGUUGGAAAACCAGCUGCUUUAGUGACUGGAAUGGGAUAUGUUACAAAUUCUGCUAUUAUCCCUGCUCUGAUUGGGAAGGGUGGGUUAAUUAUUAGUGAUUCUUUGAAUCACAGCUCCAUUGUCAACGGUGCUCGUGGAUCAGGGGCUACUGUUUGUGUUUUCCAACAUAAUACUCCAUCUCAGUUGGAGAAAGUUUUGAGAGAACAAAUUGCUGAGGGUCAACCCAGGACACACAGACCAUGGAAGAAAAUCAUUGUUGUUGUGGAGGGCAUAUAUAGUAUGGAGGGAGAACUCUGCAAACUUCCUGAGAUUGUAGCUAUAUGCAAAAAAUACAAGGCGUACAUUUACCUGGACGAGGCACACAGCAUUGGAGCUGUAGGGAAAACUGGUAGAGGUGUCUGUGAGCUCUUAGAAGUUGAUACAGCUGAUGUUGAUAUCAUGAUGGGAACUUUCACAAAGUCAUUUGGAUCGUGUGGUGGUUAUAUUGCUGGCUCAAAGGAGCUUAUUCAGUAUCUCAAGUACACAUGUCCGGCUCAUCUUUACGGGACAUCAAUUUCACCACCGGCCGCACAACAAAUUGUGUCUGCAAUAAAGGUUCUUCUUGGAGAGGAUGGUUCGAGUAGAGGUUCUCAGAAGUUGACCAGAAUACGUGAAAACAGUAACUUCUUCCGGUCGGAACUACAGAAGAUGGGAUUUGAGGUCCUUGGGGAUAAUGAUUCUCCGGUGAUGCCUAUAAUGCUCUACAAUCCUUCCAAAAUUCCUGCAUUCUCUAGGGAAUGCCUCAAGCAAAAUGUGGCUGUUGUUGUUGUGGGAUUUCCAGCUACACCGCUAUUGUUGGCUAGGGCACGUAUAUGCAUUUCUGCAUCUCAUUCAAGGGAGGACCUUGUUAAGGCUCUUGAGGUUAUCAGCAACGUUGGUGAUCUGGUUGGAAUUAAAUACUUCCCAGCCGAGCCAAAGAAGGAGCAUCAGGAGGAUGGUGCAGUGAAGCUGGACUAAUAUUUCCAAUUUUGUGGUAGCAUAAAGAUGAGGGAAAGGUUAGGUUGGAUGUUAGUGUGCAAAAUAUUAGUAGUAUUUUUUUAGUGUCUCCAAAGGAGUUUCAUAUGGGCUGCAUCUGCAUGUUGUGAAAUUAAGGACUUAUUGUUCUUCUCCCUCUUUGUUCAAUUUUUUUGUUUUUAAGUUCACAGUUGUCUAACCCGAAUGGGGCUCCUGUUUGGAGGCUUCUUUUGUAAAUAUUGAAUGUCUUUCUCGAAAUUACUUGGAUUACAAUUCUUUCAAUUCUGUUCUUCCA